UUCGAUCGCUCUUUCCCCAAGCCGCCUACUGUAUUUGUGGGGCUGAGUGGAUUCGAAGUUGGCAAUGAUCGACUAAUUCAUCUCUACACAUUGGAGGUUGGCUGUGACGGAUUCGAUAUACACAUCGGAUCCGGGAUUCAUAACUCGGGGGCCCAGGCGACUUGGGUCGCAUUCCCAUCCGAUAAAGCGGGUGUCUUAGUUGGGGACUUUAGCGGCGACCCAAACAGAGGUUGGAGUGGGACAUGUACUUUUCCAAAACCAUUCGACCGUGUCCCGAAUAUUUUCACUGCCUUCACAAAGAUUCAUACCACUCGCGACUACAACCUUCGAGCUCGAUUAGACACACGUGUCUUCAAAGAUUGCAUGAAAUGGAGAAUACACACCUGGGGGGACACAGAGCUGUUUGCAGUCGAUGCUUCGUAUUUUGUGGUGGAAGAG
Molecule: messenger RNA, 438 nt
Organism: Tricharina praecox
Lineage: Eukaryota; Fungi; Ascomycota; Pezizomycetes; Pezizales; Pyronemataceae
Exons: 1
Biological process (GO): cell adhesion
Molecular function (GO): carbohydrate binding
Source: RefSeq, a predicted model, not a curated record